AAAACAUUUCACAGAGAGAGAGAAGAAACAGAGCAAAAGAAGGAAUAUUCAAUGUUUGUUCCCUGUAAUGGCGAUUUCAAGCUUCGAUACUAAAAACCCACAAAGCAAAGCGACUGCUCCCAUUGAAAUCCACUGCGUUAAAUGCGAAUCCUGCGGAUUCACAGAGGAAUGCACCUUUUCUUAUAUCCUUCGUGUCCGUGAACGAUACCAGGGCCGUUGGAUUUGCGGACUCUGCAUCGAGGCCGUCAAGGACGAGGCUCGGAGAUCGGACACGAUUAUCUCCACGGAGGAAGCACUGGACCGCCACAUCAGGUUCUGCAAUGAGUUCAGGGCGUCGAGUCCUUUAGACGAAACAGUGCACCCCAUUUCUGCCAUUGGAAGGAUUCUUCGUCGAAGCCUGGAUUCACCCAGACAUUUCAAGACUCCAUCUCUUCUUCGGUCUGAGAGUUGUUUCUCAGCUCUUUUUGGCUUAAAUUAUUCACGUUUAACGGUAAGUACAUGGAAAAGAAAGGAGGAAACAGAGGAAUUCUGUUUCAAUAUCAGAUUGUUCUAUAAAUAAAUUUAUCUGAAGUUUGGCAUCUGAAUUUCAUGAACCUUCCGGUAUAUAUAUGUAUGAUGAAAAGCUUCGGCUUUCAAAGUCUCUAGGAGUUGGAUUAUUCAGGUAUCUUCUUUUUCUUCUUCUUU
Hibiscus syriacus is the source of this 684-nucleotide messenger RNA. RefSeq lists its product as uncharacterized. The record is from RefSeq and is a predicted model, not a curated record. Lineage: Eukaryota; Viridiplantae; Streptophyta; Magnoliopsida; Malvales; Malvaceae. Bases 68 to 559 code for a protein of 163 amino acids. The transcript is spliced from 2 exons.